Molecule: messenger RNA, 1007 nt
Organism: Coffea eugenioides
Lineage: Eukaryota; Viridiplantae; Streptophyta; Magnoliopsida; Gentianales; Rubiaceae
Product: salicylic acid-binding protein 2-like
Exons: 1
Coding region: 13-846 (277 amino acids)
Biological process (GO): salicylic acid metabolic process; jasmonic acid metabolic process
Molecular function (GO): methyl salicylate esterase activity; methyl indole-3-acetate esterase activity; methyl jasmonate esterase activity
Source: RefSeq, a predicted model, not a curated record
CAUAAGCUAAGGAUGGCAACAAAAGUUUCGCCACCAUCGGCACAACUAUUCCUGUUGCUUUCCUUGAUUCUUUGGCCCUCGAUAUCUGCAAAAUCAGGACACUUUGUGCUCGUUCAUGGUGCUUGUCACGGAGCAUGGUGUUGGUAUAAGUUGGUAUCUCUCCUGCAAGAUGCAGGGCACAAAGUUACAGCCCUGGACUUGGCUGCCUCCGGGAUUGAUACAAAACAGGUGUCAGAUUUGCACACCAUUGACGACUAUCAUGAACCUCUAUACUCCUAUCUAAAGGCUCUAUCGCCCGAUGAUAAGGUCAUUCUUGUUGGCCACAGCAUGGGUGGCUUCGCAGUUUCCUCCGCCAUGGAAAGAUUUCCUGAAAAAAUCGCAUUUGCAGUAUUUGUUGCAGCACAGAUGCUUGGACCUGAGCUGAGUAUAUACAAGCUCGUGGAGCACUACAAUCCGGGGAUGGAUAUAUAUGGAGACAGCAAAUUUACCACAGAUGGAAACCCUUUGGAUCCUCUUAAAAUACUAUAUCAACAUUCACCGCGUCAGGAUUUAGCACUUGCAUCGUUGUUGAUGAGAGAGAGCAAGGCUUUCAAUGAUGAUGAAUCAAGACGACAACUUCUAGUUACAAAGGAGAAGUUUGGAUCAAUUGCUAGAGCUUACUUUGUAGCCGGAGACGAUAAGAUAAUACCAGUAGAUCUUCAAAGGUGGAUGGUACAAAAUAAUCCGCCUGAUUUGGUUAGAGUAAUAGACGGUGCAGAUCAUAUGGUCAUGAUCUCUAAGCCAGAACAGCUUUACAACUAUUUGCUUGAAAUAGCUGUGCAGCUCAAGAACUAUGCUUCUAUCUAGUCUGUCGACAUUAGACGUUUAAGGCUUCUUUUGCAUAUGGUCUUCGACAUUUCUUGAUGCGUUUGCAGGUGUUUGGACCCUUUCCCAAGUUUCCAUUUCAAUGUAAUUAGUCCCUAUUGGUAUUGUUUCAAUGCUUCUGCGGGCACUAAAAUUGAUGAUAA